UUGUUGCGAUUGCUUCGGUCUGGCUGUCGUCUUCAUUUUCCCGCGUUCAAUCUGAGGGCGCGAGAGUGCAGAGGAGAAGAGAAUAAGGUUGUGUAUUCCAGCUUCCCUCUCAUUUGGCAAUGCAGUUCUCUAGGAUUCGGACUUUGAAGAUAAAUCCCAGAUUAACUGGAGAAAGGAAGAGUGAGCAUUACCCAUUCAGCCUACAGUUUUACCAGGUUCCACCUACUGAAAAUAUUUCCCUUUCAGAGUUUGAAACCUUUGCUAUUGAAAGACUUAAACUUCUGAAAUCCAUAGAGAAUCUUGGUGUUAGUUAUGUGAAAGUUUCGGCAGAUUACACCACCAAGCUGGAAACUGAACUUCGGAAACUUAAGUUUCCAUACCGAUCUCCACAGAACGACAUCAAUGAUGAAACCUAUGACCAACGGAGAAAAGACCAUAUAUCACAUUUUAUUCUACGCCUUGCAUAUUGCCAGUCUGAAGACCUAAGACGAUGGUUUAUUCAGCAGGAAAUGGACCUGUUCAAGUUCCGAUUCAGUCAGUUACCAAAGGAAAAGGUCCAAGAAUUUCUGAAGUAUAGUGGUCUGGAAUAUCUUGCUAUUAGCGAUGAAGAAAAGAAGCAGCAUCAUGAUGAUCUGAUAAGUUCCACUUAUGGUUUAAGCACAACUAAACUAGAAGAUCUGGAGUUUUACAAGGUUCGUUUCCAGGAUGCUCUAGAUUUAGUACGGCCAAGAAAAGUCUUCCUCUUACAUGGAUUUGCGUAUAUUCCACAUACAGAAAUUGUAACCCUCAUCCUUAAUGACUUCAGAACAAGAUUAUCUAAAGCUCUGGCUUUGACAGCUCGAUCGCUUCCAGUAGUGCAAUCAGAUGAAAGACUGCAACCUCUACUUAGUCACCUCAGCCAUUCUUAUAUUGGUCAAGAUUUCAGUUCACAAAGAAACACUGGAAAAAUUUCACUCGACCAAAUUGAUGCGCUUUCUGCAAAGUCAUUUCCUCUCUGUAUGCGUCAACUUCACAAGUCUUUGAGAGAGCACCAUCACCUUCGCCAUGGAGGCCGUAUGCAGUAUGGCCUUUUCCUCAAGGGUAUUGGUUUAACACUGGAGCAGGCCCUCCAGUUCUGGAAACUGGAAUUUACAAAGGGAAAAGUUGACUCUGAAAAGUUUGACAAAGGGUAUGCUUACAGCAUUCGUCACAACUAUGGUAAAGAAGGAAAAAGAACAGACUACACGCCAUACAGUUGCAUGAAGAUCAUUGUGUCAAAUCCACCAAGUCAAGGAGAUUAUCACGGUUGUCCUUUUAGGCACAGUGACCCUGAGUUGCUGAAACAGAAGUUGCAGUCCUUCAAAGUUGCUUCCACAGGGAUAAAUCAAAUAUUGGACCUUGUUAAAGGUAUGCAUUACCAGUUGGCAUGUCAGAAAUAUUUUGAGCUGACGCACAAUGUUGACGAUUGUGGCUUUUCACUGAACCAUCCUAAUCAAUACUUCAUAGAAAGUCAGAAACUCCUUACUGGUGGUCAGGAGAUCAAGAAAGAGCAAGCAUCUGUGGAUAGUUCUCAAGCAAACUCUCAAAGUCAGAUAGCUUCCAGUUCGUCCAGUGCACUCAUCAGCACACAGUCUGACGAGGUGGAAGAUCUUGAACAGUUUUUUAAUGAAUGUUAAGCUACUAAUGUAUGAAUACUAAGCUACUAAUGUCAUUUGUUUUUGUGUUUGCUAGAACAUAGAUAAUUAGCCCUGCAGUGAACAUAAUUCCACAGUGGGGCUUAUUUUAUGUUCGUUAAAACAGCCAAAACGUGUCUCCAACAACCAAUCAGUUCCGGACCGAAAUAAAACCUAAUUGAUUGCCCAAUGUAUUCCAUUGCCUUGUCUCGUAAGGUACAAUUAUAAGUGUUUUCACUGUAGUAUUUACAAAGGAGGGAGGACAAAUAAAAAUACUAGUGUGAACAAACUGUUCAGAA
This is a messenger RNA of Rana temporaria (common frog), 1951 nucleotides long. RefSeq names its product DNA primase subunit 2 (gene PRIM2). Gene Ontology annotation, cellular component: alpha DNA polymerase:primase complex. The coding region runs from base 120 to 1655 and encodes 511 amino acids. The record is from RefSeq and is a predicted model, not a curated record. NCBI's taxonomy places the organism in Eukaryota, Metazoa, Chordata, Amphibia, Anura, Ranidae. The transcript is spliced from 14 exons. Gene Ontology annotation, biological process: DNA replication, synthesis of primer.